UAGAAUGGGCUGGGGUUCUUCACGCCCUGACUCAUUCACGCCUGGUGUGCCGCGCCGUCAACUACCCGUUGAACGUCGCAAUUUUGGGGUCCCUCAUCGCCCGCAGUUAGAUGACGGAGACUUGGAGAUUCGUCCGAACGACGAGUCGAUGCAUGACGAUUACAUGAAUGGGAAGUUGGAUCGAUUACUGGAUAAGUUGGAUAAAUUUGAUCUAUGGAGGGAGGAGGCGGAUCGACGCUUCGAGUAUCUGGAUCCGAUCGUGCCGAGGGAGACGGAACCCCCUCUAGGGUUUGAGGAUGGAGAUGAAGCGGAGUAUGAGGAAUUUAGGCGAAAGAAAGCGAGCGAGAAAGGGGGUCGUGCCAGACACCCUAAUUUUUGCAUGCGCGAUAUGUCUAUGGACGACAGGAGACGUCGCGGAGAGAGGACCAGGGGUGCGUCGGCCUGGGAUGCACCGGGAAAUCGAUUCGCUCGUACACAUGGCGGUGGUUUUCCGCAGCAAUUCGAGACGUCGUGUUGGGAUCCACCCCAGCGUUAUCGAUCGACUGCUGCGGAGUUUGAUAAGAAUCAGAUCGCUAUGAAGCCGCCUCGGUUUGAUGGUAGCGACGCGACAAACUGGAUCCCCAGGGUUCAGUAUUAUUUUAAUCAUAUGAUGAUACCCGAUGCUCAGCGCCUUCACUACGCGGUUAUGUUGUUCGACCCCCCGGCUUCGGAGUGGGUGUUUAAUUAUUGUGCAAAUAUUGACUGCGUCACGUGGCACGAAUUUUUGGAAGAUGUGCGACACAAUUUUGAUAGGCAGAGAGAUCGAUAUCGUCGCGAGGGGAGAAAUGACAGGGGUUCAUGUUGGGACCCUCCAAGAUAUCAACAACAUUGUCAACAAAUAGGCGGGUAUGGUCAGCAGUUUAAUCGGCCAGCCACUUGUUACGACCCACCACAGUCGUGGCAGCCCUCUUGUUGGGAACCAUCGCGUGGAUAUUCGGAUUAUGAUCAGCCACCACUGGGUCCGCCUAGUCGUGGGGAUCCGCCCAACAAUCGCUGCCCUCAGACCUUGCUGCCCUCGAAGUCUGAUCGACGUCUGAGUCACCGCACAGCUCCGUUGUCUGCCGUUGCCACGCACCCGCCUCAACAGUCCAGCAAGUUUAUUGAUUCGGGGAAGCAGCGUGGUCUGCCCAAUAUUUCCAGUCUCAAGGUUUGUUCUCCUUAUCCAGACGAGCCCCUACAAGCGAUCGUCAAGACCGACAAUCCGCCGCGGCAAGUGCUCGUCGGGGCAUAUGAUGGGAAGAUUGAUGAUCUUCGUGUUCCAACACAUAAGGAAUUGGAGAUGGAGAGAAAGGGAGAGGAGGAGAAGCAGGGGCAGAAAGAGUUGGAGAGACAGAAGGAACCUGAGUGGGCUAAAGUAGAGGAGCUCGAGGAGGAGGAUGAGAGCGAAGAUGCCUUGGAGGAAAAGAAGAACGAAUUCUACUGUGUAGCAUGUAGCCAGAAGUUCAGGAGUGAUAAACAAUGGAAGAAUCACGAGCAGUCGAAAAAGCACAAAGAGAAGGUGACACAGCUGCCGGAAGCAUUCCAUGAAGAGGAUAUAGAAUGUGAAGCGGAAGUAGAUGCUGAUGAUGGAAGUGACAUUGGUUACUUGUCAGCAGAUGAUGGAGUGAGUAAACUAGGGGAGAAAUUUGAAGCAGGGAUUGGUAUUCAAGAAGAUGAUAUAAUUAAGAGGAUCACGUUGAUUCGUUUGUGUGCUUUCGACCCUGGUAUUUGUGUCCGUUUUAGUAAACGAAAUUGGGAAUUUCUUGCUAUGCACAGGGAAGCAGUGGAUCUCCAAGUUGAGGAUUUGACACUGCACAUUGACAAUGUUCUCUGGAAUGCUAUGAAUAUGCUGACGGAUAAUGAUAAGGAGCUGGCACAUGGAGGAUUUAUGAAGUGCUUGCUAGCCACAAAGACAUUUAACAUCGAGCUAUGCAUGCCGGAGGAGACGCCUCGCUAA
Messenger RNA from Salvia splendens (bonfire salvia), 1975 nucleotides. RefSeq lists its product as uncharacterized. The coding region runs from base 5 to 1975 and encodes 656 amino acids. Gene Ontology annotation, molecular function: zinc ion binding; nucleic acid binding. The transcript is spliced from 2 exons. The record is from RefSeq and is a predicted model, not a curated record. NCBI's taxonomy places the organism in Eukaryota, Viridiplantae, Streptophyta, Magnoliopsida, Lamiales, Lamiaceae.